AAAAAAAAAGUAAAACUAUAUAUAUAAGUUCAUUCACAGGCCUGUGUAACAAGUAAUGAGACAUGCAUGUUCUCGACGUGUACUUCACAGACUUCACACCUGCAGUUUUCAAGUGACUUGUCAACCCUGCAAGGAACAAAUUCAAAUUUGCACCUUCCUCUUUCCAUAAAUAAUUGUGCGUUUUCUUAUCUGUGCUCUUCACCACACCCCGUCAAAGUCUGUCUUUAAUCUCUGCUCUCACCGCCUCCUCGGAGGGCUUCAGCGAGCACUUUCUGCAUCACAUGUCAUGCAUCACCCCCCUGCUGUCUCGCUCUCUCACUUUUUUUCUUCUUCUUCUUUUUCUUCUCAGCGCGAACGCUGUUGCACUUGUUCUAACACACCCUAAAUGACACAAGUCAGCCUCUUUGCCAUUCUUCGCUCUCCAGCAACACAAACAGUAUCUCUCACUCACAACUUUGGAAACCAGCAAACGCUCUGAGCGGUCUGCAAAGCUUCCUGUCAUCCCAGUGAACGCAGUAGAGUUUAACAAGGGCAGACUUCCUGUUACAUCUCCAGUAUCCUGAGUAUAAAAUUCACCAAUGGAUCUCCUGAUGACAAGUUCACAGCUGCUUUGAAAGCACCAGGAGUUUGUGACUGUAAAGUUCAGCCUGUAACUGAGACUCCAAACCAUCCAAGAAUUUUUUUUUUCUUUAAUUCAACUGUAACUUCUUCCUAAGGAGGAAUGGACAGCAAAACUACGGUCCUUGUUGUCAUCCUAUUAGUCCUCCUUGUUGCGCUCUUUGUACUGUACAAGAAGCUGAACAGGGAGGCUGAAGGGGAAUAUACAGUCCGACGCAUCAUCUACAAAGAAGGAGGUCUCAGGGACCAGGCGAGAAGUGCAGCGUUAGCUGUGGGGGCACGUCUUGGGGUCCAGCUGUGGCCUGGAAGUGAUGAAGAAGAGGAAGGGGAGGAAAUGCAGGAAGUCCAAGAUGAAGAAGAACAGGUGGAUAGUGGUGGUAGUCAGGGGAGUGACACAGAGGGAGAUGAAGAGGAGGAGGACAACGACACGGACCGGUCUGGUAAUGCUAAGGAGAAAGAAAGUAAUACUUCAAAUGAUAACUCAAGUAUUGGGAGUUCAGAGGCAGGAGAGCAAACCAAACUUAACGAUGAGUCUGAGCCAAAGGGAGAGACGGAGGAUAAAAGUGAAGAAAAGGAGGAGAAAGUGGGAGAAGAGCAGAGUAAAGCUGAGGCAAGUGGAGGGCCGGGAUUGCUGAUAGAUCUAAAGCAGUUCUCUGGAAGCGCGAUCUGGUCUGAAGAAGGUGGUGAGGGUAAAGGUGACGUGACGGCGUUGUGAAAAUCAGAAAUAAUGAAUAAGACUGAGGAAACUGCCAAAAUCAGGAUUUCACAAACACCAGCUUCAUCCCCUAAACGUCUCCCCACUGCAAAUUCCUUCUAUUAGUCUAAAAAAAUUAAAUUAAAUAAAAGAUACAUGCACCCACCCAUUAAACCCAAAGAGCUUUAAACUCUCAUGACCUCACUGACCUCGCUUUCCUCUGGUCAAAUUUUUUUGAUGAAUAAAGCAGUUAUAUAAACAUACAGGGGUGCGCUAGAUUGUAACUGUAAAGUGUAAAAAACCCCCAAUACUUGUCUAUACUUUUUUGCUUUAAAUGUUUAUUUUAAUCUACAUAAGAAAUUGAAAACUGGAAACUUUUUUUUAGUGUUUUCUGUUCUGUUUUUUGUUGUUCUUUAUGCCGUUUGUAGAAAUAAAAAAAGAGUAGUAAUUAAAUAUAGUGAGAACAAAAUAAUGUUUUAUUUGUUUUAAUGAAAAACAAGUGAAUGUAACCCGUCAAACUUUAAGUCAACAUACAUUUUAUAUGCUGUGUAAAUGGUCGAAAAUUUAAUAAACCACAUACUGAAAAUACGAAUGAAUUGUAUACUUUAAAAAAUAUAUAAAACAUGUAGUAAUGCUAUCGGCGGAAGCAUGUGUACAUAGCGUGAUCAUAGCAUGACGAAGCUAAAAUUCUUCCGUGUUUUAUGUUUUUAGGGUUUUAGAGAAAAAACAUGCUAGCGGUAAGCCACAAGUUUCCUGUUGUAUGCAUUAACCGGAGCAAAUACAUAUAAAUAACAAUAUAACUUUCAAUAUUAAUGUCGUAGUCAUACCAAAAUCAGCCACAAUCGGGGUACAGCCAAAAGUUACAGAUAAAUCCUCUCCUUGUCGACUGUUCAGCCAAUGGGGAUGUAGCUCAGUGGUAGAGCGCAUGCUUCGCAUGUAUGAGGUCCCGGGUUCAAUCCCCGGCAUCUCCAAAGAAAUUUUUUUCAACUUUUAUUUCCAUAUAAGUUGUAAAUGUGAUAAAGUGCAAUAUUGUCACAGAAGUCACAGAAGAAGAAGUAAAAAAUUUAAAGCAAUUUAAAGCAAUACGGCAUAACUAUAUCCCAAACACCGUCACCUCAAUGUGUGCGCGAGGUGAGGUACGUUUGCGAUUGGCCCAAAGCAGCCCGUGCUCGAAUGUGAUUGGACGGUGGAUGCCUUGGAGGCGUGGGGGUGUUCAUACACGCGAGUGUCAAACAUUUAUUUUCGCCGGUCCAGUACCUGAUAGUUAAGUGAGAGCUGCUCGAUGGAGGCAUCUUGGAUGAGCCAAUAAGUAAAGCUAACUCCAAACUUAGUGUACCGAAAAUUUAUUAGAGCGAUUAUGUAACACGGACACGGGAUUUUACCUCAUUCUUACAGUGAUAUUGGUGGAUCAAUACUAAACAAA
Pelmatolapia mariae (spotted tilapia) is the source of this 2735-nucleotide messenger RNA. RefSeq names its product retrotransposon-like protein 1. Bases 722 to 1333 code for a protein of 203 amino acids. Lineage: Eukaryota; Metazoa; Chordata; Actinopteri; Cichliformes; Cichlidae. The transcript has 4 exons. The record is from RefSeq and is a predicted model, not a curated record.